Molecule: messenger RNA, 2403 nt
Organism: Photinus pyralis (common eastern firefly)
Lineage: Eukaryota; Metazoa; Arthropoda; Insecta; Coleoptera; Lampyridae
Gene: sprt
Exons: 6
Coding region: 1-2301 (766 amino acids)
Molecular function (GO): protein binding
Source: RefSeq, a predicted model, not a curated record
AUGAUAGCCGCUUUAAAUAAUGUACGGCAUGUUAAUGUGCUCUUUCUUUUUUUAUUUCAGACCACUUUACAACCAACUGUGAUUCAACCGAGGAUGGCACAACUGGAAACAUUAGAAGCUAAGAUGGCAAGCAUAGAGGUAUCCCUUUCAAGUACGCCGAGGCGUAAGAAGAACGGAAGCUUGAGCGGCGUCAGUUUGGGCUCGUCCAUCCGCUCGAUACCGAAAGAAUUCGCGUUAAAAGAGUUGGAAACCCUUCGCAACGCCCUUCGAGAUAAAGAAAACAUCAUUCAAAAUCUGAGGGGGCAGCUCGGCAUACCCGGAUUUUUCGGUUCCCUGAUCAAGACGAACGGUAUAACUAAUGGCAGCACUCGGGAACUUUGCGAUUUGGAAAGGAAGCAGGCCGAAGAUCGGCUUACCAAGCUAAGGGGAGAAACUGAUAAUAAAAGACUGGCAAUAAAAAACUUAAAAAUGGCACUCGAAAGACUAGAUAUCACUGAUAACAUCGACGUUCGAAUACAGCAAGCAGAGCUGGAAUACCAAUUAGGCAGAGAGGAGUUGAACUUACUUACGCUUUUAGAAGAAACUAAGGCGAUACAAAUUUGCCUAGAGGAAUCGGCGAAGAAUUCUUCUGAACUUGACACACUGUACAGCUGCGUUAAUAGUUGCGGUACUUCCAUUCUUUGUGCCGUUGAAAUUGUUUACGACCCCAAGAGUCCUCGUUUUGGUGCUGGAAGUAAAGAUUCCAAUUCGGGAUUGUGGAUUGAUUGGGCUUUAGACGACACCGGAUUGAAUAAAGGCGACAGGUUAAUCGAGGUUAACGGCAAGAUCGUUUUAAACAAAACUCGCGAGGAUUUAACGAGACUAUUGGCGGCCGCUCCAGAUCCAGCCCAAAUAGUGUUACUCCGAAAGAACGAGCCGUCGAAGAAAAACCACGCUCACAAGUCGCCAUCGUCCGACGAAGUUGCGACACUCAGAAGCGAAUUAGGGGUCGUGCGAGAACGCGCGGAGGAAACGCAAAAGGUGAAAGAUAACUUGGUUUCUGAUAACAUCCGCUUGACGCACAGGAUAUCCUACUUGGAGGAACAGGUCGCUGAACUGCUUUCCAGAAAAAAAUCGGAACAUAAUGAUGUCGUUGCAAAAAGCCCAGUGUUGACCUCCACCGUUAAAACUAGCCAUAAUGUAACUAAUAUAAACAUUAGCGCUCCACCACAAAAUAGGCCACCUAGCGCCAACAGCGAUUUGCAAAUUUUUCAAAAAGGUCCCCAGGUCACUGCCUUGGUUGCGAAUUUACCGGGCUUAGAAGCAACCCAGGAAUCGCAUACGUCCCUUCCGAUAAGGUCGAAAAGUAGCAUGUCGAAUGUUUCCAACACGCACAUUCCUGCCCCCAGCCCUCAGAAUGGAGAAAAUCACUCUUGCCAUAGAUCUCAUCGUCACCGCCAUCGGAGUCCGAAAAACAAAACCUCGCGCGAUGGAGGAGAUCCCUCUGUUUAUAAAACUCACUACCAUUACGGACAGGAGAAGGAGUACUAUGUAGAUUCUCGAGGUAAAGAGCAACAGAAAGUAAUCGAGUAUACUUCCAAAAGUUCUCUAAUGGACCAAAAUUACAAAAAGGCAUCUAUGAUUGUGCACGAUCUUACAAAAGCGAAAGAAAAUGGAUACGAUAGCGUAUACGAAAAGCACAAACAGAAAUGUAUCACCGCCUCAGAGAAGUACAACACGCACCUUCUGAAACAUUACAACGCGAGGAAAUCGGCGAGCGUCUUAGAUUUUCGGUCCCAAUCAAACUCAAAGUACAAAGAGUCUCGGAGCUCUGAACGUCUCGACAUUUCCGACAACGAUAAAACUCCUCUCAAACAUUUCAAUCAUCGAAAAAUCAUGGACUGUCGCAGUGUUAAAUCUCUCGAUUUUGACAGUGAUACCAACAUGCCGCGCAGAGAUAAAGUAAUCGACUAUACAUCCGAACCCAUCGAAUCCUUCGACAAACCUCAUCACCUGCACCCCACUUACCUAGAGAACAUAAAACCGAGACCGAUGCCACCCAAAAAGCCACUCAGACUCUCGCUGCACAAAACGCAAAGCUUGCAAUCCGUCGAGACGCCCGUCAAUACACCAAACGGAUCGCCCGACAACAACGCUUUGAGAAAACCGACAAAACGUAGCCAUAACGGUGACUCUCAGUAUGCGAAAAUCGACGGUGAGCACGGGCAAAAGGAGUAUAUCCACAAAUCCGCGUUGAACGGUUUAUCGGCGCUUAAGUGGUCUCACUUUAGCUCUUCGAAGUAUAUUGAAAAUGGAAAGUAAUUUCCUAUUCCUAUGUGAUCAUUGUUGUACAAAAUGGUUUUCCUCAGUUACUAUAUACUGCUAGUGUAUAAUAUAGUUUUAAUAAAGAUCUCUAUUAUUUUA